GGCAAGCCCAUUGCACCGAGAGUGAGAGAGAGAGACCAGCGCGCCUACAGACUAUCACCAGUCAGUUAGUUGCAGCAACCUUGUCACGGACAACUCUCCCCCCAGUCGGCCCUGAACAUUUAGCCAGAGAAGCGGCCAGCAUGGAGAACUUGUACGAGACCGUAGCGGAGGCGAGCGUGUAUGAGCGGCCCGACAGUCCUGCUGAGGCCAAGUAUGAGAACCAAGGAGUUAUCUAUGAAACUCCCAGUGAGGUGGAAGAGGCGUUGCACAGAGAGGAGCAGGUGUACUCAUCCCCGAGAGGGAAGCGAUCUUCGCCGGACUACAUGGACACCAGAGACGCGCCGGAACAGGCAGCAGAGAAAGAUCGUUCUUCUUCAGCCUCCUCGUACGGCAACAACGAGGACGAUAAGUGCGCGGUGGAGGAGAUUAAAUUAGCAGCAGAGGUUGAGGCUGUCCUUGAGGUUAACGGUGAAGGAGCUGGCUCGAGACGGUCAUCGUCAUCAUCAUCCUCCUCUUCCUCCAAGCACGAGGGCAACCUGCAGGACAGGCUGGUGGAUGCCUACAGCCACAGUGAGAAGAGUCUGAGCGAUAAGGAGGAGGAAGAACUGGUGGACUACAGUCUGAAGACCAUCGAGACUCUGGAAGCCAUUACUCUGAAUGAGGACAGUGCCACUCCUGAUGACCCCAAUGCACCCGAAAUCUCCCUGUUUGUCAAGGCGGGUAGUGAUGGAGAGAGUAUAGGGAACUGUCCAUUCUCCCAGCGUCUCUUCAUGAUCCUGUGGCUGAAGGGAGUUGUCUUCAAUGUCACCACCGUCGACCUCAAGAGGAAGCCAGCUGACCUCCAUAACCUAGCCCCAGGGACCCAUCCUCCCUUCCUGACAUUUAAUGGAGAGGUGAAGACAGACAUCAACAAGAUAGAAGAGUUCCUGGAGGAUGUACUGGCUCCACCCAAGUACCCUAAGUUGGCAGCCAAGCAGAGAGAGUCCAACACAGCUGGAAACAACAUCUUUGCCAAGUUCUCAGCGUACAUCAAGAACACCAAGCCUGAAGCUAAUGGAGUCCUGGAGAAGGGUCUGCUGAAGGCACUGAAGAAGUUAGAUGACUACCUGGCUGGUCCCCUCCCGGAGGAGAUCGAUGCAGACAGCAUGGAGGAGGAGAGGGGGUCCACCAGACGCUUCCUGGAUGGAGAUGACCUCACCCUGGCUGACUGCAACCUACUGCCCAAACUACAUAUAGUCAAGGUGGUUGCUAAGAAGUAUCGUAACUAUGAGAUUCCGUCUGAGCUGGGUGGAGUGUGGCGCUAUCUGAAGAAUGCCUACACACGAGAAGAGUUCACCAACACCUGCGCUGCCGACAACGAGAUAGAGAUGGCUUACCUGGAUGUGGCCAAGAGACUGGAGAAGUGACCUUUAACCCCUAACCUCUAACCAUGAUGUUUAACCCAUGGCCUCUAACCCCUGACCUCUAACCCC
Messenger RNA from Oncorhynchus masou masou (cherry salmon), 1472 nucleotides. Its product is annotated as chloride intracellular channel protein 5-like. NCBI's taxonomy places the organism in Eukaryota, Metazoa, Chordata, Actinopteri, Salmoniformes, Salmonidae. The transcript is spliced from 6 exons. The record is from RefSeq and is a predicted model, not a curated record. The coding region runs from base 141 to 1406 and encodes 421 amino acids.